Molecule: messenger RNA, 849 nt
Organism: Xenopus laevis (African clawed frog)
Lineage: Eukaryota; Metazoa; Chordata; Amphibia; Anura; Pipidae
Gene: gmfg.S
Product: glia maturation factor, gamma S homeolog
Biological process (GO): negative regulation of Arp2/3 complex-mediated actin nucleation; actin filament debranching
Cellular component (GO): cortical actin cytoskeleton
Molecular function (GO): Arp2/3 complex binding; actin binding
Source: RefSeq, marked provisional
GCUGAGCUCUUAUUCUACACCAAACGGACUAACCAACUCCCCCUCCUUCUGCCCUCUCUCGUUCCCCUCCCUGGCAGCGGCAGCUUUACAUCCUGCUGUCAUUUUAGGCAGGGGUACAAGUCUACUCAUAAAGAACCUUGCCACUGAGGAGACGCCCUUCAGAAUGUCAGAUUCUUUAGUGGUGUGUGACGUGGACCCAGAGCUUAAAGACAUGUUAAGAAAAUUCAGAUUUCGAAAAGAAACCAAUAAUGCAGCCAUUCUGAUGAAGAUAGACAAAGAGAAGCAACUGGUGAUUUUAGAAGAAGAAUAUCAGGAUAUUUCUCCUGAUGAGCUGCAGAAUGAACUGCCUGAACGACAACCAAGGUUUUUGGUGUACAGUUAUAAGUAUGUGCAUGAAGAUGGCAGGAUCUCCUAUCCACUCUGCUUUAUAUUCUCCAGCCCAGUGGGAUGCAAACCAGAGCAGCAGAUGAUGUAUGCAGGUAGUAAAAACAGACUAGUACAAACGGCUGAGCUUACUAAGGUCUUUGAGAUCAGAAACACAAGUGAUCUGACAGAGGACUGGCUGAAAGAACGCUUGGCAUUUUUCCGCUGAUAUGAAGCCAUGAGACACAUUCCUAUUUUUGGAUGGCCUUACACCUCUUAAAUAUUAUACAUAAUAGCUAACAGGUGGAAGCCAUUAUACUUAAUUACGAAAGAGAAUUUCUGCUGCAUGCUAUCCUCGCUUGAGAACUAGCCCCAAAACAGUUAACAGCUGAAAAGCUUAUUCAGAAAACUUUCCAGUCAGCGCUUAUGUAUGGAGGUUGAAUUAUACAGUUCUCAUCUCAAAUAGUUCACAAAUGUUUGAGGAAA